AUGGCCGAUGUCAAAGCAAAAGCGGAGGCCCUUGUGCCCAAAUUCAAACUCGAUCGCGUCCUCAACCAAGAUCAAGCAGGACGUCGCAUCUCCCUCUACGGUUCUAUCGACGACCAACCAGCUCUACUGAUCCUGGAACGGGCUCCCUUCCCAACCUCACAGACCUACCUCACCGAUGUUCCCGCUCAGCUCGCGCGGAUUCAGAACCUGGGCGCAAACGAUAUCUAUCACUGGUUCAUGAGCCGUAGCGGCACUGAGACGACCAAACCUGACGACGCCGACUUCUUCGCUGAUCUCAAAAUCAACCUGAUUUACCCAUGUACCGAAACGCACGUCAAAAAGUACAGCAAGCAGGGUGUUCGGUUCGUGACGGAGACACCAGAUAUUUACAAAGAUCACAUUCGACCGUAUAUGCUCAGCAAGAGGGAGGAAGGACGACUCAAUUGGGUAUUUAACAUUAUUGAAGGACGCAAGGAGGUAGAAGAUGUUAUCUACAGAACGAAGCUUGGUGAGGCCGGCGAUGAGGGUUUCCUCAUGCUGCCAGACCUCAACUGGGAUCGCAAGACGCUCGAUGCGCUGCACCUACUAGCGCUGGUCGAACGACGGGAUAUCUGGUCGCUGAGAGACCUUCGCAAGAAGCACAUCCCCUGGCUACAGCACAUGAAGACCCAUCUUAUCGAUGCCACUGUCAAGACAAACGCUGGGCGCAAUGGCGGGAGACGACGAGGCGGGUAUGGAUGGCAUUACUAUGAGCUAUACGCUAGGAGAGGCAAGUGA
Molecule: messenger RNA, 777 nt
Organism: Fusarium odoratissimum NRRL 54006
Lineage: Eukaryota; Fungi; Ascomycota; Sordariomycetes; Hypocreales; Nectriaceae
Exons: 2
Coding region: 1-777 (258 amino acids)
Biological process (GO): deadenylation-dependent decapping of nuclear-transcribed mRNA
Cellular component (GO): nucleus; P-body
Molecular function (GO): RNA 7-methylguanosine cap binding; hydrolase activity
Source: RefSeq, a predicted model, not a curated record